Hibiscus syriacus is the source of this 1147-nucleotide messenger RNA. Its product is annotated as cyclic pyranopterin monophosphate synthase, mitochondrial-like. Gene Ontology annotation, biological process: Mo-molybdopterin cofactor biosynthetic process. Bases 168 to 920 code for a protein of 250 amino acids. The record is from RefSeq and is a predicted model, not a curated record. The transcript has 2 exons. NCBI's taxonomy places the organism in Eukaryota, Viridiplantae, Streptophyta, Magnoliopsida, Malvales, Malvaceae.
AAUUUCCCCUCUUUUCUGCGUUUGUACUUAUUUUCUGUCAUUUUUCUCGAAGACCGUAAUUUGUUUGUGAAAAUUCCUGAACAAGAACCUGCUUUUAAUUUGAAUAUUUUAAGAAUUAAGAUCCUAAAGCUGUACCAUUUCUUGUCGCAGUGUUGAUCCUAGGCGUCAUGUUUCUUCGUCGGCUUGCUGUGAUAGUUCCUCGAUCUACAAGGUUCUUCAGCAGUAAAGAUAGCCUUGACCUUGCACGCACCAUAGCUGAAUUCAAUAAGGAAAUGGAAUCGGUCUUUGGCGAUCUUCCUCCAGAUGGACUAGACAAUUCUGGAAAUAGAAGUUCUCUGGCUCAAGAAUCCCAACAUAAUUCUCAUUUGCAUUUGAUCUCUACUAACGAUAAGUUUACAGCACAAGAACUUCACUCUAUAUCUCAUAAUUUAGGUGAAAAAGCACCUGGUUUGACCCAUGUUAGUAGCACAGAGAAAGCACAAAUGGUGGAUGUCUCACCCAAAGAAAAUAGUAGUAGAACUGCUAUUGCUAGUUGCAAGUUACUUCUGGGGAAGAAGGUGUUCGAUUUGGUCUUGGCCAACCAGAUGGCUAAGGGAGAUGUUCUCACUGUGGCAAAAAUUGCUGGCAUAAAUGGAGCGAAGCACACUAGCACUCUCAUCCCACUAUGUCACAACAUCGCUUUGGCUAAUGUCUCUGUUGACCUAAGACUCAAUCCUGAGGAUUUUAGUGUUGACAUAAAAGGAGAAGCAGCUAGCACAGGUAAAACUGGGGUUGAGAUGGAAUCAAUGACAGCCGUGAGUAUAACAGGAUUAACAGUGUAUGACAUGUGCAAGGCUGCUUCAAAAGAUAUCCAAAUCACAGAUAUACGGCUUGAGCGCAAAACUGGCGGGAAGAGUGGAUACUGGUGCAGGGAGGAAUAAGAUUUUGAGACACUGCUGCCAAAUGUUAUGGAGAUCAGUAAUUUAGUGAAUAUUCACAUUUCUCUUUUAACCAUGAAACUUGGUGGCAUAUUUCAUGUUUCCAUAGUCACUUACAAUAUAAGCAGGCAUGUUAACGUACAACCAAUAUACAAUUCUAAGCCAAUCUUACUCGUGCUACUUUUUGGACUUUGUAAUUCUAAAAUGUCUGCAUGCUCUACAUUAUUCCU